GGUACUCCUGGAAUAAUUAGAAACUGAGAGAGAAUCGCUCAAAGACUUUUAAGAUAAGCAUUGGAGACUAAAACUUUACCACACAUACUCAAGACUCUUGGAACGUAAAGGUUGGUUUGAUUGAUUGUUCCAUUAUCAUGAUUAUGUAUAUAUAAUGUGGUUGAGUGAGUGGAGUGAAAGCCAUUCACAAAUUAAAUAUCAUCAAUAAUAUCUAUUUAUAUUCCACUGAAAAUGGGAAUUGGAUAUCAAAAUGUUGCUGCAUGCGCAGUAUUGGUACUUGUGAUGGUGAUGGCUGAAAUUGCAGGCAUUUGUGCAAAUUCAAGUACUCUCCUCCACUCUCCGUGUCUUGAAAGAGAGAGGCAAGCUCUUGUGAAGUUCAAAGCAUCCCUGACUGAUCCAUUUAACAUGCUUUCCUCAUGGCAUGGUGAUGACUGCUGCCGAUGGAAAGGGAUCGGUUGUGAUAAUGUUACUGGUCAUGUUGUCAUGCUUGAUCUCACCACUCCUUACGAUCAAUAUUUAGAAGGUGGGAAUGUUAAUUCAUCGCUGCUGGCACUGGAAUACUUGACUCAUUUGGACUUGACUGGAAUUUAUUUCUAUCCGAGUCCCAUACCCAUGUUCAUUGGUUCUAUGCAACGCCUCAGGUAUUUGUCCAUCUCUGGAGCUGGUUUUGGCGGGAGAAUACCCAGCAAUCUUGGAAAUCUCACCAACCUCCACUUUCUUGAUCUGAGUGACAAUGAAUUUUCACGAGACAGUAACAUCAAUUGGAUUUCUCAACUGCCAUUGCUGGAGCACCUCAACAUGAUGGGCUCUUUUAUUUACAAUGAGUUUCAGGUUAAUAUUAAUCUCACCAUCAGUGCUCCUAAACUUCACUUCCUAAGUCUUGCCUACAAUAGACUUAGUGUGUCUAAUUUGGAUGCUUUACAAAACAUGACAUCUCUUGUGCAUCUUGAUCUUGGUUGGAACAAUCUUACUUCAGUUUCAUCUUGGUUUGGCAACUUUAAGAAACUUGAGUAUCUUGAUCUUUCAGGGUGUGGGCUUCAUGGCCCAAUUCCAAAUGCUUUCCAAAAUGCAACUUCCAUUGAAUUUUUGGAUCUUUCUAAGAACAGUUUUGACUCUCUUCCAUCCUGGUUUCACAAGUUUGAGAAACUCAAGCAUCUUUUUCUUUCAUCUAAUAACUUCCAAGGUACAAUUCCCGUUGCUUUACAAAAUAUAACUAGCAUUGAGUUCCUUGAGCUUUCUCGUAAUUCUUUUACUUCAGUUCCAUCUUGGUUUAUUGAGUUAAAGAAACUUGUCAACCUCAAUCUUUCAAUUAAUAAAUUAACAUCUAUGGAAUGUUCCAUUUCAUCCAUUUUGAAAAAUAUGUGUCACCUGAAAACAUUAAAUAUAGGAGGAAACAAACUCCGAAAAGAAUUCAUUGGAAACAGUGAUUUGUCUACCUGCAUUAGACAUGAUUUGGAGAAUCUUGACUUGAGUGAAAAUGAAUUUAAUGAUCAUUUACCAUCUUGGUUAGGACAACUUGAAAAUCUAGGCAAUCUUGAUCUCCAAGAUAAUUUUUUCUAUGGUCCCAUUCCCUCUUCUUUUGGAAAAUUACUGAAAUUGAAAAUUUUAUAUCUAUCCAACAACAAGUUAGAAGGGGAGCUUCCUGAUUUCAUGGGACAGCUUGUAAAUUUACAGGUAGUCGAUCUUUCAAAUAAUUCAUUUAAUGGAACCAUUACUCAAAAUCUUGAGCAACUUGUAAAUUUACAAUAUUUUGAUGUCUCCAAUAAUUAUCUAACGGGAUCCAUUCCUUCGAGUCUUGGUCAACUUAUAAAUCUAACCUCUCUUGAUUUGUCAAAUAAUUAUUUAAAAGGAAUCAUACCUACAAGUCUUAACCAACUUGUAAAUCUUAGUUGGCUUGAUCUUUCAAGGAAUAAACUAGAUGGGAGAAUAUGUAUUGAUUUUCAAAAACUUGUGAAUCUAUUCAACCUGGAUCUGUCUUCAAACAAUUUGUAUGGAACCAUCACAGUGGAAGAAAGUCAUCCUUUUAUUAUCUCAAAAAUGUCGUAUUUGAAUCUCUCAUAUAAUCAAAUCAGCGGCUCACUUCCUGAACAUAUUGGUCAUAUAAUGCCCAAUUUGUGGUCCUUGAUUCUUGGAAAUAACCUCAUAAAUGGUUCAAUUCCAAAAUCACUGUGCCAAGUUGAUCAUUUGAGAAUCCUUGAUCUUUCAAAGAACAGACUAUCUGGUAAAAUCCCCAAUUGUUGGAAAGAUAACAAAUUAUGGGAAGAAAUAAAUUUGUCAUCCAACAAACUCUCAGGGGCUGUUCCAAGCUCAUUUGGGAAUCUUUCCUCUCUCUUUUGGUUGCAUUUGAACAAUAACAGCCUUCAUGGAGAGUUUCUAGCAUCUAUGAGAAAUUUGUCACAGUUGUUGAUUAUGGAUCUCGGAGAGAAUCAACUUUCUGGCACCAUCCCAUCAUGGAGUGCUAACACAUUUUCUUCGCUACAAAUUCUAAGAUUGCGGCAAAACAGGUUAAGUGGUAGCAUUCCUUUGCAGAUAUGUGAACUAUCAUCCAUUAAAAUCUUGGACCUUUCUCGCAACAAUUUAAAUGGUCCAAUACCUUGGUGCAUAGGCAAUCUUCGAGGAAUGAAUCUUGAGGCUCCUGCUUUGUCUCCUCCUUCGCUUGUUGCUGAGAGUCCAAUAGCAGAAGGUUGGAAAACUGAGGAUGUCAUAGAAGUCAUGAAAGGAAGAGAAUUUCACUAUACAAAAAUCUUGAUACUUGUAGUCAUGAUGGACUUGUCCGAGAAUAAUUUGGUUGGCUCAAUUCCAAAAGGAAUAACAUUGCUUAAUGGAUUGCAUAGCUUGAAUCUAUCUUUGAUCAUGUAUUCAUAUAGAUUGUCAUUUGAUGUUUAA
Messenger RNA from Arachis ipaensis, 2886 nucleotides. The record is from RefSeq and is a predicted model, not a curated record. Lineage: Eukaryota; Viridiplantae; Streptophyta; Magnoliopsida; Fabales; Fabaceae.